CAUAAUCAAACAGCACAGCUGUUUUUCUUUCUCCUUUUCUCUUCUCUUUUCUCUCUUCUUUCCUGUCCUCUCUCACUUCCCGAGGCAGCAACCAAAAACCACUGCAAAAAAACAUCUGUCGAAGAUUUAUGUUAUCCCAGUUUGUUAAUAAAUUUCAGCUGGAAUGAAAAAAUAUUUACUUACUUUAUGUGUGCAGCUGAUCAUCUCCAGCCUCUGCUCAGAUCUCCCUCGUCCUCUUCACUCAAAAUGUGUUCAGGGAAUUCAAAAGUGUUGGAGCCUAGAUUAGUCCGUGCUUGCUGAUACAAUCAAUUGCCGAGCAUAAAGCUGACGUAAACACUUGUAUUCCUUGGUUAGAUGAUUGGUUGACUGAAUACCGUCUUUGGAGGGGAAUGAUUCUGAGCUUGAAUUUGUCAAUGAUGGUGACUUACUUGGGUAUAAUCUGAUGUCAUCCUAGUAUUGAGGACACCUCAAAUGGAACCGCGAUCAUUUAAAGUUAAAUUUAAGGUGAACCAUGGAGGAGGUUCAGCGAAUAAUUCUACAGAAGAUAGUUGCCAUACAAGCAUUAUAAGGGAACAAAGUGAUCCAAGUGGACCUGCUUCCUCUGCUGUCCCUGAGACUACUCAGACUACAAUUGAUGUAUCUUAUGGGGAAGGGGAAGAAGGCCAUUGCACUGACAAUGAAGAGAAUCAAUCACAUGAAAAUGCACAUAACCAGUUGGUGCUCUAUGAUCCUCCAGUUAAUGGUGUGGGUGAAAUUAUUCAUGUUCCAGAGCCCAUUGCAUCUGAAGCCCCUUCUUCACGAAGAUACUCCUUUCAUCAAACAACCAGGGUUUUGCCAUCAGUUGGAGCAUUUACUGUUCAAUGUGCUAACUGUUUUAAAUGGAGACUUAUCCCAACAAAGCAGAAGUAUGAGGAAAUUAGAGAACAUAUUUUAGAGCAUCCUUUUUUCUGUGAAACCGCUCGUGAAUGGCGCCCAGAUGUAUCAUGUGAUGAUGAGCCUGAUAUCGAACAAGAUGGCAGUAGGCUUUGGGCAAUUGAUAAACCCAGUAUUGCCCAGCCUCCUCCUGGCUGGCAAAGGCUUUUAAGAAUCAGAGGUGAAGGAAGCACCAAAUUUGCAGAUGUUUACUAUGAGUCUCCAUCAGGCAAGAGACUGCGUUCAAUGGUGGAAAUUCACAAGUACUUGGAGGAACAUCCUGAGUAUUACGAGGGAGGUGUUACUUUGGCGAGAUUUUCAUUUCAAAUCCCGAGACCAUUGCAGGAAAACUACGUGAGAAAACGUCCUCGACCAGUGCCGUCAAAUGGGGAGAAAGUACAAGAACUUGGAGUCAAACCGAUAAGUUGGGCAGCUCCAGAUGAGGAUAUAGAUUUGGAGCUUGGGAGGUCAAGUCAUCCUACUCCUUAUGAGGAUACUCUCCCUGUGUCUGACUAUCAGCUAGUGAAGAAAAAGAGGACACCGUCUAAGAAAAGAUGUAAUGGUGAUUCAUUAGGCAGUUCAAGCCAGGUGAAUGUGGAAGAGAGUCUUCAUCUCUGAUUUGGGUGCCUGUGGCCCAAACCUGUCUGAUACCUAUUGAGUUAGCUGAUGUUCAGCACAUUUGCAGUUCAGGUUUUGUGGAGACGUGUCUAGGCUUAUGUACUUAAAGAAACUUGUGUUAUGUUGAACUUUUGUUAUAGUGUUUUGGUUUUGUUACUCCCUAGUUGGAGAUAAAGGUACAUUAAGUCAAAGACCAUAUUUUGAAUGGCAUGUUUGGAAAGUGUAUGUAAGAAAAUUUCAUGUGGUAGUUUAUACAAUAGAUAGUUCUUGCUAGGUUCAUAUGAAUGUGUUCUCAGCAGCUGAUGGUU
Molecule: messenger RNA, 1838 nt
Organism: Coffea eugenioides
Lineage: Eukaryota; Viridiplantae; Streptophyta; Magnoliopsida; Gentianales; Rubiaceae
Product: methyl-CpG-binding domain-containing protein 2
Exons: 7
Coding region: 472-1530 (352 amino acids)
Molecular function (GO): zinc ion binding; DNA binding
Source: RefSeq, a predicted model, not a curated record